UGAAGUGUCAUGACCACCAGCAUGAAACUUUGCCCUUCAUUCCGCUCCCGAAAACCACCCCAUCAUGAUAAAACUCCCCAAUCUCAUUUCACUUCCUUUCUUUACCAACAUUCCCAUCAUAACAAAAAAACUAACAAUACUUUGCCUCCACCACCCCAUGCAAUAGUCCUUCAAACUUCAAUCCACACACAAAAACAUUCAAUCUAUCUAUCUAUCUGCACAAGCAUGUCAGGUGGAGUUGGUCCAACAGCCUGCGACAUAGCCCUCCCAAAGGAUCAAGAACUAGAGUUCAAAGAACAACAAGACCAACAACCCCUCAAGACCAAUGAGCUAAACAAGAACAAGAAAGCAUCCCCACAACAGUCCCCACUAGGGAUCCUGUCCUUCAGCCAGCUAAACUCGCUGGCAGUAGUAAUAGUGGUCUCAGCGAGCGGCAUGGUGAGCCUGGAGGACUUCGGGUUCGUGUUCUUCUCCCUAAUAUACAUGUACUUCAUCUCCAAGGUGGCCUUCCCCUCUCUGGAGCCCUCUCCCAACGCCAUAAACCCCGAAAGCAAGGUCCUGAAACUGUACGAGGGGGUGGGGGCCACCAUAGGGCUCUUGGCCCCCAUAGCCUACAUUCUGGAAGGAGUGUUCGAGGGGGACAAGGAAGGGAUAAAAGCGGCGGCGCCGCACGUGUUUCUGUUGGCGAGCCAGGUGUUCAUGGAGGGGGUGGCAUCGUCGCACAAAUUCUCGGCGCCGAUAAGGGCUUUUGUGCCAACCUUCUACAAUGCCAGGAGGAUCUUCACCAUCUUGGAUUGGCUCAGGAGUGAGGUCUACAAGGGGGAUGCUGACAAUGGUUGGAGGCUUUACGUUGGGAGAGGCCUUGCCAUUGCUAAUAUCAUUUUCUGGUCUUUUAAUCUCUUUGGCUUCCUCUUGCCUCUCUAUCUGCCCAAGGUUUUGAAGGAGUAUUACUCCCAGACUGGAAUCGACCACAAGAACCGGUGAAGGAAGGACUUAGAUUAGCCUUGCAUUUUAUUUUUACUUAUAAGGUCUUAAACCAUCAUCAUUUUGCCUUCUUUUGCUCAUCUAUAAGUUUUACACACUCAAUGUAUUUGACUCCAUGAAUCA
Messenger RNA from Cajanus cajan (pigeon pea), 1107 nucleotides. RefSeq lists its product as uncharacterized. The record is from RefSeq and is a predicted model, not a curated record. Lineage: Eukaryota; Viridiplantae; Streptophyta; Magnoliopsida; Fabales; Fabaceae.